Messenger RNA from Nicotiana attenuata, 354 nucleotides. RefSeq lists its product as uncharacterized. NCBI's taxonomy places the organism in Eukaryota, Viridiplantae, Streptophyta, Magnoliopsida, Solanales, Solanaceae. The transcript has a single exon. The record is from RefSeq and is a predicted model, not a curated record. The coding region runs from base 1 to 354 and encodes 117 amino acids.
AUGGUGAGCUGGGAGUUUGUAGAGGAAGCUUUGAAGGGGUAUGGGUUUCCACAGAAAUUCACUCAACUGAUAAUGGCAUGUGUAUCCUCCACAAAAUUCACAGUUAAAGUAAAUGGAGGAGGUUAUGGUUAUUUCCCUGGGAGGAGGGGAUUGAGGCAAAGAGAUCCCCUAUCUCCAUUGCUAUUUGUACUGAUAAUGGAAUACUUGUCUAGGGUGCUGAAAUGUAUGAGCAAUCUAGCAGACUUCAAGUUUCAUCCUAUGUGCAAAAAUCUGAAACUUACUCACCUCAUCUUUGUGGAUGAUCUAAUGAUCUUCUGCAAAGGAAAAAAGGAAUCAGUGGCAAGGGUCAUGUAA